AUGGCCGACCGAGAGAUGAAACUUCGACAGGUUCUCGAUAAAAAGAUCGAGGAUGUUUGCAUGAAGCUCGACGUGCCACGAACUGCAGUGCACUUCAUUGAGAAUUAUCAUAGCGGCGUAAUUGGCCUGGAGCAGGAGGUGCGCAAUAUCUCUGUGGACUUCCAUGCCCUCAAGAUUCUUUCCCAGUGUUGCAGCCAUGCGGAUGCUUUUAUCGCGCAGGCUCUGCGCGACAUCAGGGCCCCAGCAUGUGCGAUUCAAUGA
Messenger RNA from Symbiodinium sp. CCMP2456, 261 nucleotides. The record is from the annotation of a GenBank genome assembly. NCBI's taxonomy places the organism in Eukaryota, Dinophyceae, Suessiales, Symbiodiniaceae.